Messenger RNA from Carlito syrichta (Philippine tarsier), 1335 nucleotides. Its product is annotated as zinc finger protein 670-like. Gene Ontology annotation, molecular function: RNA polymerase II transcription regulatory region sequence-specific DNA binding; DNA-binding transcription repressor activity, RNA polymerase II-specific. The transcript is spliced from 4 exons. Gene Ontology annotation, cellular component: nucleus. NCBI's taxonomy places the organism in Eukaryota, Metazoa, Chordata, Mammalia, Primates, Tarsiidae. The record is from RefSeq and is a predicted model, not a curated record. Bases 114 to 1283 code for a protein of 389 amino acids. Gene Ontology annotation, biological process: negative regulation of transcription by RNA polymerase II.
CGUGCUCUCUUUCACUCUGGGAGGCCCAGUUAUCUCUUCCCUGGCAUCUGUCGCCCUGUGACCUGCAGGUUCUGGAGACCCUAAGGAGGGCCCGGGACACCCGGAAGCGGGAAAUGGACUCUGUGACUUUUGAGGAUGUGGCUGUGACCUUCACUGAGGAGGAGUGGACUUUGCUGGAUCCUUUUCAAAAGAAUCUCUACAGAGAUGUGAUGCAGGAGACUUUCAGAAACCUGGCUUCUAUAGGAAACAAACAGGAAGACCAGAUUAUUGAAGAUCAUUUCAAACAUGCUGGGAGAAACCUAAGAAGUCAUGUGGUAGAGAGAUUGUGUGAAAGUAAAGAAGGUAGUCAGUAUGGAGAAACCUUCAACCAGAAUCCAAAUCUUAAUCUGGAUAAGAAUAUCUCUACUCAAGUAAAACCGUGUGAAUGCAAUGUGUGUGGAAAAGUCUUCAUAUGUCAUUCAGCCCUUCAUAGACACAUCCUGUCUCACCCUGAACAUAAACUAUUUGAGUGUGAAGAAUGUCCAGAGAAGCUGUAUGAAUGUAAGCGAUGUGGGAAAGCUUUCAUCUCUUUCACAAGUGUUGAAAGACACAUGGUAACACACACUGCCAAUGAACCUUAUCUAUCUGCAGUAUAUGGGAAAGCCUUUAAUUUUCCCCAUUUAUUUCAAAUGUUUCGGAGCGCUCACAUUGAAGAGAAACCAUAUAAAUGUAAACACUGUGGGAAAACCUUCAAUUAUUCCAGUUACCUUCGUGAACAUGAAAGAACUCAUACUGGAGAGAAACCCUAUGCAUGUAAGGAAUGUGGAAAAUCAUUCACUUUUCCCAGUUCCCUUCGACAACAUGAAAGAACUCAUACUGGAGAGAAACCCUGUGAAUGUAAGGAAUGUGGGAAAUUAUUUACUUCUUCUAGUGCCCUUAGAAGCCACGAAAGAACUCAUACUGCAGAAAAACCCUAUGAAUGUACAAAAUGUAGCAAAGUCUUCAGAUAUUCCAAAGUUCUUCGAGUACAUGAAAGGACUCACAGUGGAGAAAAGCCCUAUGAGUGUAAGCAAUGUGGGAAAGCCUUCAAAUAUUCCAGUAACCUUUGUGAACAUGAAAGAACUCAUACUGGAGAGAAACCCUAUGGAUGUAAGGAAUGUAAUAAAUCAUUUACUACUUCUAGUGCUCUUCGAAGUCAUGAAAGAACACAUACUGGAGAGAAACCCUAUGAAUGUAAGAAAUGUGGUAAAGCCUUCAGUUUUUCCAGUUCCCUUAGAAAACAUGAGAAAUCUUACAUGUGGUGAAAAACGUCAUGAAUGUAAGAAAUGUGGUGGCUGGGCUUGGUGGCUCAGCCUG